This is a messenger RNA of Schistosoma mattheei, 784 nucleotides long. NCBI's taxonomy places the organism in Eukaryota, Metazoa, Platyhelminthes, Trematoda, Strigeidida, Schistosomatidae. The record is from the annotation of a GenBank genome assembly.
GAAACAACAAAAUAAUUUAUUAUCAUCACCAAUUGGAAUUAUAUUUAAUCAAUUACCGGGUUAUUUAAAUUAUACCAUUUAUAAUCAAUCAAUAAAUGAUAAUGAUAAUAUUUUUAAAAAAUUAAUAAAUUAUCCUAAUAUUUUAUCAAUAACAUUACGUAAUAAUCCAUUAUUUAUAUAUGAAACAAAUCAUUAUCAAUUUACAUCAAAAUAUCCUAUAACAAUGCCAAAUCGUGAUCCACAAACUGAAAUGAAAUAUUUUACAAGUGGUUUUAUAGAUAUACAAGAACAAUUAAUUCAAUCAUUUAUCUAUAUUACAUCAAUAAAAUUUAAUAUAACUAAUAUAUAUAAUCAAUUAAUGAAUAAUAUUGGCAUAGAAAUGAAAAUGUUUCCUACUACUACAUAUCAUUUUGAUCCAUUAUUAAUAAAUAUUAUAUUUUUAUUACCACAAUUAAUGAUAUUAAAUUGGAUAUUAUCAAUUAUAUUAACUGUUAAAUAUAUGAUAGAUGAAAAAGAAAAUCGAUUAAUUGAUUAUUUACGUAUAUUUAAUAUUAAAAUAUAUAUGAAUUGCAUCGUAUUAUUAAGAUAUAAUGAAUUACCUAAUGAUAUAUCAUUAAUACCAUUUUGUUUUAUACCACAAGUUAGUUAUUCAUUAUGUUGGAUAUUUAUAAAUCGUUUAGAAUCAAAAGGUACAGGUGCACAAUGGUCAAAUCUAUGGGAAACAAAUAAUUCUAAUAGUAUAUUAUCAUUAGGUAGUUCAAUGAUAUUUUAUGGAUUGGAAUAA